AUGGAUAGUUGGAAAAAUUUUAAUGAUUCUGUUAAAAAGGAAUUGGAUAAAUUAGAUAAAGAAAAUGAUAAAUAUAUUUUUUACGUUAAAAGACCAAAUAAAAUAUGCACAAUUGAAAAAGAUUCUUGUUGCGAAAAAAAGUGUAUCAAUUCUAAUUUAUUUGAUGGUUAUUGCUUUAAAGGGAAUGGAUAUGUUAAUGUUUACGAAGAUUAUUGCAAAGGGUGGAUAGAUUAUAAAAAUAAAGAGUUGGAUGGGUUUGGAGUUGUUAGGGAUAAUAAAUGGAUUUGUUUAUAUGGACAGCAUCCAUAUACAAAAGCUGGAAGUUAUGGGAAUGAUUAUUCUUUAUUUUAUUUUGAAGUGAAAAUAUCUAAAGGAUUUAAUUCAAAAAUUUGUUAUGCUGGUAUUGGUCUUGAUGUUCCGAAUGCAAAAAUAUUUUUGUGUAAUUAUUCAAAUACUUGGGGAAAUUAUCAAAAAUUUGGAUGGGUAGAUGGAGAUGUUUUUGGUUGUGGAAUUGUUUUUCCUCCAAAGAAUGAUUUGAUUAAAAAGGCUUAUGUAUUUUUUACUAAAAAUGGAGAUAAAAUUGGUAAUAAAAUCUUUCUUGAAGAAGAUAACAUUAACUUAUAUCCAUUUAUUGGACUUUUGUCUUGUUCGGUGGAAACUAAUUUUGGGAAUGAUCUCGAAUCGAAUCCUUUUAUUUACAAUCUUAACAAUUAUAUUAUUUGA
This is a messenger RNA of Meloidogyne enterolobii, 723 nucleotides long. The record is from the annotation of a GenBank genome assembly. Lineage: Eukaryota; Metazoa; Nematoda; Chromadorea; Rhabditida; Meloidogynidae.